Molecule: messenger RNA, 629 nt
Organism: Diorhabda sublineata
Lineage: Eukaryota; Metazoa; Arthropoda; Insecta; Coleoptera; Chrysomelidae
Exons: 3
Coding region: 5-583 (192 amino acids)
Source: RefSeq, a predicted model, not a curated record
CGAAAUGUCUUGUCGUCGCACGUUUUUGAUUUUUUCCAGUGUUUUUUUCCAAUUUUGUUUUUUUGUAUCUGGUUAUACCGUAAAUAACGAUAAUACGAAUAAUAAUCAAAUUAAUGCUAGAGGUAUUUUGACGUCGUUGGCGUCUAAUUUUAUGAGCAGGGGAUUUAUUUCCACGGGCGGCGGUACUUCUCAAAUCGUUUCUUUAAAUUUAACGAAUUUGUUCGUGUUGGUACUACUGAAAGCGGUAAUUUUUGCUGCCGGUACUCUGGGAGCUGGUCAUUGGAAAGGGGAAUACGCCAGGAGUGCCGUAGACGACGAAAAAUUUCUAACUGACGACGAAAUAUUGAUGUACCUGAGUUAUUUGACAGGUUCUACCGGGUGUUUGCAAAACGUAGCAUGUCAACAGCCUCUCAAAGCCAAAAAGUAUUCGGCUGCCGGGGAUCUAUUGUUGAAAUUUUCGAAAUUGUUUUCGUUGACGACGGACCUUGAGUACGAUAUGGUCCUGCAGGAGCUCGAACAGGCCUCGAAUGUGGGACUAGCCGGAGGAUCUUGUGAUAAAUUCGAAUGCGCGACAGGAACAUGAAAAAAAUAAAUGUAAAUCUGCAGUAUCAAUAAAAUUUUUUACGAAA